Molecule: messenger RNA, 3286 nt
Organism: Phragmites australis (common reed)
Lineage: Eukaryota; Viridiplantae; Streptophyta; Magnoliopsida; Poales; Poaceae
Product: FCS-Like Zinc finger 8-like
Exons: 3
Coding region: 832-1704 (290 amino acids)
Source: RefSeq, a predicted model, not a curated record
GCUGCUCACGAUCACCUUAGGCCUCGGCACUAUCCGCGCCAGCCGUCGCUCCGUCCCACCCGCUGUCGCCGUCUACACUUACGCUCCUACCCGCGGGAUCCUUCGUCGGGUUUUAGAUUUUCGUCGGGUCUAGGACUACGGAUGAAUUCUCGUUUGAUAGAAGUCUCGGAUUCUAAUUGGUUCUUAUGUUUCAGAUUUUGGAUGUUUUUGCUACACCUAGCUUUAACCCGCCCCGUUGCGAGGCACACUUGUGUGCGUGCAGGUUUUAAAUAACAAACCCCCUCUCCUACUCUGUUUCCCCUGCCCUGGGAGAGAGAAGUGGGAGGAUGAAGAUGGGAGGGAAAGAACAGUGCUUCCCGGAAAAAGAUUGGCAGAAAAAACCACUCUUCCAGCUUGUAUAAAUACCCAAACCCCACCACCCAAGAAACGCAAAAUCGAGCAUAAAGGAGACGCGUUUCCGGGGUUUUCCCUCCCAAAGCUGGGGUUUUUCGAUCCGGGGGGCGUGCUCUUGUGGGUGGUUUCCGGCGAAAUUUUGAGCCACUUUUUUGGUCUAGUUUCUUGGCUCGGUUUCGUUUCCUACUGUUAUUUCUUCUUGGUGUUCUUGUCGUGUAUCUCUAGUCUCUACUCCCCCAUUCCUCCUCGAUCGGAACCUGUCGCCGGCCGGCGUCUUGUGUCAGUUUCUAACGUUUCUGGGAGGAGAGAGGAAAUAAAGAGUAAAAUUUUAGAUUUUGAUCGAAUCUGAGACCGGGGCGAUGUGGUAGAAGCGGCCAUUUUAGCCGGAGUUUGAUCCAUCCGAGAAGGCCGCUUUCUGGUACUCCCAAGGCGCGCGCGAUGCUGCGCAACAGAUCGAGAAGAGCAGUUGGUGCCAAGCAAGGAGGAGGAGGCCUCAUGGCUGAGCCACCGGCUACUGCUGCUAACGCCCAAUCCCCGAGGCGCCCUUCUUCUUCCUCUUCUGCUGCUGCUUCUGCGUUCCCUUCCCCGAGGCCGUUCAUGGCGAUGGCGCUACCCCAAGCCGGGUUCUUGGACGGUGCCGAGGGCCCCUCGUCGGCCAUGAGCCCCACCUCCAUUCUGGAGACCAAGCAGUUCUGCUGCUCCGCGCUGCCCCCGUUCUUGUCGGAGAGGAGCCUCAGGAGGGCGCAUAUGGACGCGGCCGCUCCAGAGCCGGCGGGCGUCGGCCUCGCCGACGUGCUCCGGGAGCACGGGGACGCCAAGGUUGGCGGCAGCAAGGUGGUGUUCGGGUCGCAGCUCAGAAUCCAGGUCCCCUCCGGCAGGGCGGUUGAGCUGGUGUCCUCCCCGAUCGAGUUCGGCGUCAAGAACCGGGACGCGCAGCUGGCGGUGCUUUCGCCGGCCAGGAGGUUCCUGCCGGAGGUGGUGAGCUCGCCGUCCGCCCGGGUGUUCGCCGGGGGCGUGGCCCCCGGGGAAAUGGCGAUGUCGGAGGACUACACCUGCGUUAUCUCGCGCGGUCCCAACCCGAGGACACGGCACAUCUUCGACGACUGCAUAGUUGAGAGCUGCGGGGAUGUGCUCGUGCAGAAGAAGGACACGGGGGCGGGCGCUGUCGAUGAUGGCGGCGCGGCUGCAGCGAGAGGUUUCUUGAGCUCUUGCCAUGCAUGCAACAAACAACUUGGUCAUGGCAAUGACAUCUUUAUCUAUCGGAAGGUGAAAUCGCUAUCAAACUGCUGCCCUGUGCAAGAGGAAGCAUGAAUGAAAAAUACAUAAUGAUCUUCUGAAGUUGGGACAGCAACUUUGACAACAUGAUCUGCUAGAUCUGUACCAUAAAACAACAACGGAUUCAGGGACAUCUCUGAUCUCUACAUAGUAUGUGCUAAGUUUAAAGCAUAAAAGCUUGGAGAAGUGAGAAAUUAGUAUUCUACACUAAAAUUAACAUCACCCUGUUUUCUUACUGUACUUAUUUUUCGCGUUAAUGAUGUAGGAAAAUAAAAAAGAAUAAUUCCUGAACAUCUGGUUCGAUGAUUAUGAAUAUAUGACAGACACAGAGUAGCCCGAAAGCACAAUUUCUCGAACUCUUACCUACUCUUUUUUUUGACGUGGAGAUUCCUUCCAUCAUUGCAAAAUUUAUGCCAUCACCGAUCCACAUCUUGUUGAUGUUUAGAUGGUUCACAUGUACGAGACCUUGAUGAGUACUUCUAGUGUUAGGGUUAGGAUCAUCAAUGACUUUCUGAUUGAGGCGUGGACUAUAUAAUACAUCUAUAAUGGAGGUUAUCAAGAUUAUGUGAGCUUUUAUGUAACCAAUCUUUGCUGACAAUUUGAUUCCCCUGUAAUUUAAUAGUAGGCGUUGUUUACUGGAAACAAGUUGCUUGCUCAUUUCAGAUUGUGAUGUUUUGAUUCCCUUCGCUUUCUAAGGGAGAUUUGCCCCUUGUUUCAGCAUAUAUAUUUGCAUUGCAGUGCUAUUAGGAACCAAGAGUUCAUUUAUUCCCUGUGUUUGCUUGGGUUAGGUGCUUAACAUUUACAAUUCUAGAUUGCGAUGUUUUGCCUUCACAUAGAAAACUAAGCAAAGGAGUUCAUUUUUGGCACCCAUUGAUGUUGCUAAAUGAGGUCCAUGUCCAAGCCGUGCUGGUCUUGGUGCUCCUACUCCUGACCAUGAGCGGGACCAGUUAUCAUCACUAAAAAACAAAAGUUUCUGUAUCAGAGUUGCGAGUUUGACAACCUUGAUGCCCCUUGAUGCCAAAAAGAUAUACUUAGUUUCUAUUUGGCAUAACUUAUCAGUAGCUUUUGCUUUUCAGAAACCAUAAGCUGUGCCAAAUAGGCUGAGCUUAUUCUGUCUUUUGAAAAGCUGAUAACUGGUUUCUGAUAAAAUAAAUUAAAAGCUGAUAAGCUAGUUGAGAAUGGCUUUUUUAAAAGCUGUGUGCUGAGAGCCUAAAAAUUAAGACCAUAAGCUAAUAGAUUUUCUCAAAAGUUAUAAGCAGCUUUUCAGAAAAGCAGUUUUUCAAAAAAAAACUCAUAAGUUUCAGCUGUGCUAAACAUGGCCUUAGUUUGCUUAGAUAAAAAGGUGAAAGAGAUUUGUGCCGUGUCUUAGUUCUAAUUUUUCUUGCUUGCGGCAUAUGAUCCAUGGAAGUGCAAAACUCUAGCUUUGAGAUGUGCUCCAAAACCUUUUAGCUUCACAUCUUCUGAUGCUAUCUUCGAGCACAGUAGUUUUAUUUGUUCCUGUGCUUUUCACAUAGACGAAACAUGAACAGCAAUUGUCUCGAAUAGCCGCACGCAUUUUAUAAUUCAGAAGUUAGGUCAUUACUGUACUGUUGUGAUAUAAUUGGUCCUUUUCUCUUUU